Astyanax mexicanus (Mexican tetra) is the source of this 1636-nucleotide messenger RNA. RefSeq names its product heparin-binding EGF-like growth factor b (gene hbegfb). Gene Ontology annotation, biological process: positive regulation of cell population proliferation; positive regulation of mitotic nuclear division; epidermal growth factor receptor signaling pathway. The record is from RefSeq and is a predicted model, not a curated record. Bases 198 to 818 code for a protein of 206 amino acids. The transcript is spliced from 6 exons. NCBI's taxonomy places the organism in Eukaryota, Metazoa, Chordata, Actinopteri, Characiformes, Acestrorhamphidae.
UACACUUUGUGACACUCGUUGACCUGCACUUUCCUUUCCUUUGUGCGUCUGAAGUUGGCUGAGCGCCACACCGCGCGCCACUCUUCAGCAGCGCCGCGCCUCCCGCAGCUCAUUCUCCCUCCAGCUGAGGACCGAGCAGCACACUCCUCUUGACUGACUGGAAACACCAGCACCUACCUCCUCCACUCACUCGGAAUAUGAAUACUUCUGUACUCGGGCUUCUUUCCCUCUGUUCUUUGGUUCUCCUUGGUGUGUCUCAAGGCGCGCCGACAGAGGAGCGCACGCAGACGAGUAGUCUCAUUGUGGGAAAGCUCUUUCCCACCCGCUCUCCCAGUACAGGGCACAGCACCUCCCAGAGAAGCGAGGACAUCUACAGCUACGAAGAAGAAGACCAGUCUGGGGAUUAUGAAGUGGACUAUCCCAGAGUUGCAUUUUCCACCAAGCCUAAGGACUCCUCUGCGAUUCCCAUCCCACCGAACAGAAGAAGAGGCAAGAAGAAGAAGAACCCCUGUUUGAGGAAAAAGUACAGAGAUUAUUGCGUUCAUGGAGUCUGUCAGUACUUGGAGACACUAAAUCACACAGCAUGCAUAUGUGAGACAGACUACUCGGGCGAGAGGUGUCACAUAUUCACUCUGCCUGUUGGUGCAGAAGUGAAAGGCUACAAUCAGACUGCAGCUUUGGCUGCAAUAGCAGUGGUCCUGUCUUUGAUGUGCCUCACAUUCAUUGGCAUUUUGCUGGCUUUCAGGUGUCAUAAAAAAGGUGAAAUAGAGACAGAAAGUGAGGAGAAGAUCAAACUUGAGGCAGCGAGUGUACAAUAGUGCUGAUGAAGAAGGGUGAUCAUACUGAUGGCAAGACAGAUGGAGAGAACUGGUCAGUGGUAACAGAGCACUUUUGGACAUGCGGAGAACAGUUGGUUUGUUUCUGUUUCUUCCACUGUUAAUUAAUGUGGCUCAGUCCAUCAGAUAUUAAAGCUGGAACUGUAAUUAUUUUAUAAAUAAAUAAUAACUGCGGUGAUAAUGGUAAUUCGCUAAAUACAGCAGUAAUCAUCAAAUGACUGUAGUAUGACCGUAAUGCGGUAACAGUCACAGCCCUAGUUGCUCCCAAAUUCUCAAUUCUUGGAGCACACUCCUCCCCAGAGAGGUAUGGUGAGAUGCCUCACUCCUGAUAAAUCAACCUGUGUGUAAUACAAAUGAAGAAAGUCAAUGAAUGUAGCUUUGUGUUUGUGUUGUAUGUAUUGUUUCCCUUCUAUUUAUUUUUAUAACUUAAAACGUUUUUUAUUUAUCUAUUUAUUUAGUUAAAUAAUCAUUGUGUGUAAGUACUAAGUGCACUGCCGGUCUAUGUAGUAGUUUGUAAAUGGACAGUGAUCUAAUUCUUUUUCUGUUCUUUUGGCUUUGUGAUUCAACAUUUAAGAGUUUUCAGAGUCACAAAGCAUAACUGCUACUGCUCAUUCUGAAAUGUUAAGAAAUAUUUAUUGUAUUUGUAAUUCCAGCACACAACAGAAGUAAACAAAAGAACUUUCACUGUCCAAAUACUUACACUACUGUAUUUGUUUUACUGUAUUUAUUUGUAAUUUUUUUUACAUUUGUCUAAUUUAUCUUGUGAAUACUGUGAAAAAAUAAAAUGUGUGUUCUUUUUA